Messenger RNA from Marchantia polymorpha subsp. ruderalis, 3091 nucleotides. NCBI's taxonomy places the organism in Eukaryota, Viridiplantae, Streptophyta, Marchantiopsida, Marchantiales, Marchantiaceae. The record is from the annotation of a GenBank genome assembly.
ACUGCUCUUCUGCUGCAGCAGAGGACGCAAAUUAACUUUCCCGUUGCGCUGCGGGAGAAUCGGGACCCGUGGGAUUGCGACCUCGUCACCUUUUGCGUCAACUUCCUCUGGACCGAGUUGGAGAAUCUGUGUCGCUUUCGCUUUCGUGCUUCGAAGAGACGGAGCGGCACCCCGCGCGGAUAGCGAAUGUUGUGAUGUCUGCGCGAGCUGAAAAGAGCCUGGCUUUGAGAGGUCAGGUGUGUGUGGAAACAGGGUUGGGGUUUAGGUGGAGGAAUGCUUCGUGAGAGUUGCUCACGGGGCGAGGACACCGACGGAGAUGUUGAUGGUUUCGGUGCUAAUUGGGCAGGGGGUGAGGAAUUAUGGGAAUUACUGCUGCGGAAGAAGAGCCGGAGUAGGAGGAUGUAGCUGAAUUUUGCAGCGAUGUAUUUUAUACGUUCUCUAGCACAAUCUCAUGGGAGAGCUGUUGCAUUGCCGGGAGGCAUUACCAUCCUCUUCGCACGUGCCUUUUGGAAGCAGCGCUUCUCUGAGUCGUGCGGCUUUCAGCAGGUCUUAUGACGUCAAAUUCCGGAGGCUAAGCGCCUUCAAUGCGCUCGGAACUGCGAGUUCCGGGCAGAGACUGCGUAGAAGUUUUGCUGGCGAGGAAAAUUGUCAGUCUUCAUGUGACGGCUGCACUUUUCACCGGUUUAGCGUUAGGAGUAGCACCUGGACCGCAGGCCUUCGCGGUCACUUUUCUCGGACAGGGGAUGACAGGGCAGCUAAAACUUAUGGUGGAUUCUGCACUGAUCAUCUAGCCAAGAGAAAUGAAUUUGAUCAUGGCAAGCUGAAUGGGACGGAUGGCAUUACGGAAAGUAAAGCCCUUUUCAGGGCCGGCCCUAGCACCCUCUGCUGCACAGGAAGAGAAGGCAUUUGUAGUCAGUUUUCUAAAUUCGACAUUCAUUGUUGUGGACGAAGGGUCCAUUCACACUCUUCCUAUUUUCUCAAUACCUUAACACCCUUACAGUCUAGUCUAGUGAGAAGUAGAAACGUGUAUUAUAGAGAUCCUACUAUUUUUUAUAGGAAGAGAAGCAGCCACAUUGUAAACGCAAAGUCCAAUUCUUGGUGGAAAGAUUUCUUGUUCAAACAACUGAACGACGAUGAUAUUGUUUAUGGGGAGGACGAAGAGGAUGAUGGUCCAGAUGGGCCUGAGGAUUUCGAGGAUGAAGCAGACUUUAUCUCGAACAUAAAUGGUGACAACGGAGAGAUAGAUCCCGAUCCCGACGAAGUUGAUCGUCUGUUAUCUGAUGAUCGCAAGUUCUUCUCGUGGCAGCAGAAACGGGAGGCAAUUGAUGAACUUCGAGAGUAUCAGGAGACGGAGCGAGACCCGGACAGCCGUGACUGGGAAGACUGGUUGGAUGAGAGCUGGAGUGAUCCGAUAACAGCUGGCAGGGGAAAGGAUGGUGGUUGGUAUACUCCCCAGUCUGAGUGGGAGAAGGAAGGUGUUCCUAGAGAUGCUCCGAAGAAACCAGAGCGUGGUAUGAAUAGAACUAUCAAAGAAUUGCUGCUACGAAUUUUUGAAAAUCAGGAGGAAGUUGAAGAUGAUCUCAAUUUUGAGGAGAGAGUGUUUCGGUUCACUUCCCAGUCAACGGCCAAAUUUGUAACCAUCUUAAUUUUGGUGCCAUGGGCAGUGGACUUUUUUGUGCACGAUUUUGUCAUGGUUCCCUUUCUGAGAAGGUGGGUUGAGGAGGUGCCACUUGCAGCAAAAGUAUUGGAUUUGAAGGAAUCACAAAAGUUACAUCUGAUUGAGGAGUUGAAACUGGAAAGGCAGCGGGUGCGGUUCGAAGCAGAAAUCGGCAAAGCGCCUCCUUUGACAGAUGAGGAACUUAAUGAGCACAUCCGCGAAGAAGCACUGGAGUUAAGGGAGGAAUUAAGAGAGGAGAACAGGCAAGCCUUCGGCAACCUAUGGUCGGACGCUCUAGCUGGUUUUACCGUUUUUCUACUCCUUGUUCUCAACCCAUCUCAGGUAGCAAUCAUGAGAACGACAGGAGAUCGCCUCUUCACAAAUAUUUCUGAUACGGGAAAAGCUUUUAUUAUCAUCCUUGGUACUGAUAUUUUCUUGGGGUACCAUUCUGAAUCCGGUUGGGAGACUGUCAUAGAGAUGUUACUGGAUCACUAUGGGCUUGAGGCUUCUCAGGCUUCAAUCUAUAUUUUUGUCGCUAUCGUUCCAGUUACGAUUGAUGCCUGCUUCAAGCUUUGGGUAUUUCGUUAUCUUACAAGACUCUCCCCUUCAGCAGCUGCCACUUUUAGGGAAAUGAAGCGACAUUAAGGAAAAAGAGGGUUUCAUUAGUAUGUGCCUCUCUCUGGAAAAGAACCUGCUCAUGACUCUGCUCAACGUGGGUAUUCAGUUUUGAGUGAUCACAGAGUCCUCCAAUAAAUAGGUUACUGUACUAGUAGAUAACCUGAAGGCCCUUUACACAGAGCACAACGCUCAACAACGGCAUUGAUGUUGGUUCCCCCAACAACUCUUGCUUCCAUGCAUCAACUCAGUCCCGAUAAAGUCUCGUUCCUUCACCCAAGGUAUAACAGGUGUUUUAGGUUACUUAAUCCUUUUUACACCUUGUAGAGGAACCACCUAUGAAAAGCAUUUUUAUCUUACUAUGUGUUCUCGUUGGAGGUACCUCUGCCGACAUUGAACACUUUACUACUCCCAGUAAUUGCCAUUCCAAAUUGUGGUCUAUCUUAUCACAAGAGUCACUAGUCUGAGAAACUAAUUCAUCAUGCAAGUCUGUUCAUUUCCUUCUAUAAGCGGAGAUGUUCGCUGAUAUCCUCGGGGAGAGUAAAUACAAACAUGCUUGUAAAUAGCGAGGACGUGAAUUCAAACCGAAACGAGCUAACUUCGUCCGUGCUAGCAGGGCCUGCAAACUAGCGGUAGGACCUAUGGUCCACGAACCAACGAGCGUAUCUGAAUUUGCAUUCUCCCGUCGCGAUGUCGCCACUCCCCAGCACAGUUGGCUAGCGCAAGUGCCGUUGUUGCUCAAGCGAUGGUUUCUCAGUCUGGUUUGUAUCUGCUCUUCUACCACGUGAGUCGCACAUGUCUUGAGAAAAGCUGUACAUC